Messenger RNA from Coffea eugenioides, 531 nucleotides. RefSeq lists its product as uncharacterized. The coding region runs from base 1 to 531 and encodes 176 amino acids. The record is from RefSeq and is a predicted model, not a curated record. The transcript is spliced from 3 exons. Lineage: Eukaryota; Viridiplantae; Streptophyta; Magnoliopsida; Gentianales; Rubiaceae.
AUGUAUAGGAAUGUGAAGGUCCAAAUUGGUCAAAUUGCUAGUUCUUUGAACAAUCGAAAUCAAGGAGAAUUACCUAACAAAAUGGAGGUUAACCCUAAAGAGCAUGUCAAGGCCGUUACUCUUCGUAGUGGUAAACAAUUAAAGGAUCCUCCAGUGAGUGAAGGUACUAUUAUUGAUGUUAAAAAUGGCAAGCUUAAGUUCCAAGUAAGUGAAGAAGAGAAAUGUGAGGAGACAAAUCUUGUACUAAAUUGGGAGAAAUGCUAUUCUAUGGUAAAAGAAGGAAUUGUUUUAGGACACAAGAUUUUCUCUAAGGGAAUUGAGGUGGAUAAAGCAAAAAUUGAAGUCAUCGAGCAAUUGCCACCUCCAAGCAAUGUCAAGGGGAUAAGGAGUUUUCUGGGACAUGCCAGCUUUUAUAGACGCUUUAUUAAGGAUUUUUCUAAAAUAGCAAAGCCGUUGUGUGAUUUAUUAUGUAAAGAUACCCCUUCUCAAUUUAAUGAUAAUUGUUUGGUUGCUUUUGAAAGGUUGAAGUAG